AUGUUUCAAAUAUUUGUAUCCUCAGACGAUGGCAGCAUUCGGGAUAUGCAUUUAAUCGAUGAUUUUUAUCACAUUAAUAUAACGAAGUGUCCGAAUAAGUAUCCAUUGCUGCCCUAUGAAAAUGAAGAAGGAGAAGAAGUAGAUGAGUGGACUUAUUUCGAGAAUGGUACACUUUGGUACAAUGGUACAUAUCUAAAUUACAUGGACUUUUGUUUUGAUAUAACUUAUGUAGAGGAUUUUGAUUCUGGCAGAUAUUUGUUUUAUGUUGAACCGCAUAUUUGUUAUGAUCCACCCGUGAACUGGAAUGACGUAAUAACGGGUUGCGGUAUGCUCGUCUCGGUGCCAUUUUUUUUGUUGACGAUUUUCAGCCACAGCUGUAUCCUGAAAGCCAAGAGCAACCUUGACAAAUGUAUGAUACCCUAUUUGGGUGCCCUCUCCAUUUCAUAUUCGGUGUUGGGAUUUUUAAAAGUCAACUCAAAUGAAACCUUGCCGGCAUUGGAGUGUGUAGUAGUCGGUUAUAUUAACUAUUUUUGUGUAAUAAGUUAUUUAGUUUGGAACUGCAUUAUAUGCUUUGACAUUUGGUCGAAAGUUACUUCUAUGCUUGCUGGGACAUCAUUUGUAUUUUUAAAAUAUGUCAUUGUGGGCUUAUUGGUUCCCCUAACAAUGACAGGACUGACCUAUGUGGCCCAAACCAGUAAAAUAUCCGAGGAUUUAACACCUGGUAUUAAUGCUGAUCAUUGCAGCAUAGAAACUAGUCGCUGGUCAGCUCUGAUUUAUUUGUAUGGACCCUGUCUGCUAGCUGUUACAUUUAGUAUUGUACUCUAUUGUAAAAUAUUGCGAUAUAUGCACAUGUCUAAAAGAAAUUCACAGCGCUGCGACGAAAGAAACACAUUUUAUUUGAAUUUUCGCCUAUUUGUGUUGAUGUGUGCCACAUGGUCAUUUGAAAUUAUUUCGUAUUUUUUGAAACAGCUUAUAUCCGAAGAUAUACCAUUGUAUUGUAUACCCGAUAUUCUGAAUGCCACACAGGGAAUUACAAUUUUCUACCUCUUUGUCUGCCGAAAAAACAUUCUGGCUACCAUAAGGAACAAAUUGAAAUUCAAUCAUAAUGGACCCUACAGUAAUUCGGUCGAAAUCGAAUCUAUGAUGACAACAAAUUAA
Messenger RNA from Musca vetustissima, 1158 nucleotides. RefSeq names its product G-protein coupled receptor Mth2-like. Gene Ontology annotation, cellular component: membrane. The transcript has 8 exons. NCBI's taxonomy places the organism in Eukaryota, Metazoa, Arthropoda, Insecta, Diptera, Muscidae. The record is from RefSeq and is a predicted model, not a curated record. Bases 1 to 1158 code for a protein of 385 amino acids. Gene Ontology annotation, biological process: G protein-coupled receptor signaling pathway. Gene Ontology annotation, molecular function: G protein-coupled receptor activity.